Messenger RNA from Cryptomeria japonica (Japanese cedar), 2056 nucleotides. Its product is annotated as alcohol dehydrogenase-like 1. NCBI's taxonomy places the organism in Eukaryota, Viridiplantae, Streptophyta, Pinopsida, Cupressales, Cupressaceae. The transcript is spliced from 10 exons. Gene Ontology annotation, cellular component: cytosol. The coding region runs from base 491 to 1645 and encodes 384 amino acids. Gene Ontology annotation, molecular function: S-(hydroxymethyl)glutathione dehydrogenase [NAD(P)+] activity; zinc ion binding. The record is from RefSeq and is a predicted model, not a curated record. Gene Ontology annotation, biological process: formaldehyde catabolic process.
UAUGUUUGCAUGAAUUAUGUUUUAGUUAGAUGAAUAGCUGUUUGCAGACUCGUAGGUCACUUGCCUUAAUGCGAUGGUCUCUUAAAACUUACAUUUUCCCCACUGCCGGCCAUUGGGGAACCUGUUAUAAUCAAGUCAAUGACAAUUAGGUUCCUUAACAAAUACAGCCACAAUUCACCCUUUCUCUACAUUCCUCACCUUCCAUCCCAACCUACCUCUGAAUAACAACAUAGAUUAAAAACAUCAGUAAGAACAAUGCCGGUACUGUUAUACCCUUUGGUUCAAAAUCUGACAAAUCGUGCUGAGAAAAUUAUAUAACACAACAGGGUAUUUGUUGUUACUGUCUGCAUCUAGCACAGUUUUCGAUUUAGCCCCGUUCUCUUCUCCAUCCCGUUGACCUUUCUAGCAUUCUUCUUCAUACAGUUCCAUGUCCCCUUGAUGAUCUGUCUCUUCACUGUGUACACCAUACAUUCCACCAUUACAGACAGCCAUGAAUGGAUCAGUUGGCAACUCCAAGGGAAAAGUUAUCACCUGUAAAGCUGCUGUGUGUUGGGCACCUGGGGAAGCUCUGGUGAUGGAAGAUAUUCAAGUGGCCCCACCGCAGGCUCUGGAAGUUCGCAUCAGGAUCAUAUGCACUGCUCUGUGUCACACUGAUGUCAGUUUUUGGAGCAAUAAACAGGAUAACACAAGGUAUCCUCAAAUUUUUGGCCACGAAGCAGUUGGAAGAGUGGAAAGUGUGGGGGAAAAUGUGAAGGAUAUUGAGGAAGGAGACCUGGUAAUACCUGUGUUUAUGCCGCAUUGCACUGAGUGUGUGGAUUGCAAGUCAACCGAAAGCAAUAUGUGUGCCAGAUCAGAAAAUCUAAUUUCUGGACUGAUGGCAAGUGACAAUAGCAGCAGAUUCAGCAUCAAUGGGAAACCCAUAUACCAUUUUUUGGGUGUUUCCAGCUUCUCCGAAUACACUGUUGUAGAAGUUGACUCUCUCGUCAAGAUAGAUCCAAUGGCUGCCCCUGAUAAAGUUUGUCUUCUUAGCUGUGGGGUCACAACAGGGUUAGGUGGGGUUUGGAAGGUGGGUAAUGUACAGAAAGGCUCAACUGUUGCUGUCUUUGGUUUAGGAACUGUUGGCAUGGCUGUUGCAGAAGGGGCAAGAAUCAGAGGUGCAUCUAGAAUCAUCGGUGUUGAUGUGAACCCUAAAAAAUUUGACAUUGGAAAGAAAUUCGGUGUUACAGAAUUUGUGAAUCCUAAAGACCAUGAAAAGCCUGUUCAUCAGGUGAUCAAAGAAAUGACUGGAAGUGGGGUGGAUUACAGCUUUGAAUGCACAGGCAACAAGUCUGUCAUUGUUGAAGCCUUCAAAAGCACUCGUAAUGGAUGGGGUACAACAGUGAUUAUAGGGGUCAAUAUGACAGAGAUACCCAUAGACUUUGGAGAAUUGCUGUGUGGUAAGACCAUAAAAGGAUCAUUAUUUGGAGGAAUGAAGGCAAAAACAGAUCUUCCCCUACUGGUAGACAUGUAUAUGAAAAAGGAGCUUCAGCUUGAUGAUCUCAUUACUCAUGAAAUCUCAUUUCCAGAGAUCAACAAGUCAUUUGAAUUGUUGAAGGGAGGGGAGUGUUUGAGAUGCAUUAUGUGGAUGGACAUGGCAUUGCAUUAGCUUUCUACAGAGAACGCUUGGAUUUGGUAGUAUUUUAGCCUAUUGUGGAGAAUAUAUAUAUUUUACAUCGUUGAUCCUCAUCCAACCAUGUUACUUUCUGUUCUUGAUAAUAAUUUUUCUUAACAUUUUGGAUCAUCCUCCAUAAUCCAAUGAAUAAACUUGAAAAGAGAAAAUCCGAAUGAAUAAAAGAAGUUUUGUUCUCCUUUUCAUAAUAAAAUUCUUACUGUAAUCAUUAAAUUUUGAUCUUAAGUUUCAAAUUAUGGCCUUGUUUGAGUUCACAAGCAAACAUCUUUAGCUGGGAUCCUGGUGAAAUUCACCAUGCAGUGGCAGUUCGCAUUAAUAUAUGGAAAUUUUAAAUGUAAUGUUUCAUAAAUUAAUUGAACGAGUGAGCUCUUUGAGCUAACUUCACCA